Molecule: messenger RNA, 384 nt
Organism: Aspergillus tanneri
Lineage: Eukaryota; Fungi; Ascomycota; Eurotiomycetes; Eurotiales; Aspergillaceae
Exons: 1
Coding region: 1-384 (127 amino acids)
Source: RefSeq, a predicted model, not a curated record
AUGCACCUCGUCACCCUCACCGCCGCUUUCUCCAUCCUCGCUAGCCUUACUUUUGCAGCUCCUCCAAAGCCCGAGUCGUGGAACGCCUCCGGCUUCGUCGGCGAAUGCGAGGGCUCAGAAUGCGCCUAUUAUUUUGAAAUCACCGCAAACAAGACCCCUAGGUUUGAAACCGCCUGCGCAGAGUAUACCAGAGAGGAUUAUGUCCCAUGCGCAGACAAGGCUGUCGAGGCCAAGGUCACCAAAGAAGAUUCCAAGUGGAUUAUCCACGUGAAGCACACCUGGUAUGAGGGCGAAGCGAGAUACACUGCACAUGGAAAUAACACUAUCGCCGAUAAAACGGAGGACUUUACUAUUCCAGUGACUGAGAUUACCGGAGUUGCCUAA